GAUAGUAAAGAUAUAUGCAUUUUUAUUUUUUUUUUAAGUUCACUUGAUCAACACUUCAUGCAAUUAAUUGUGGAAUCAUUUAAUUCCCCAAUUUGCCCCGUUUACAUUUAUUCGUCAUUUAGCGGAUGGCGAAGAAAAAGAAAAAUCAGAGGGCAAAAGGGGAAAACGGGAGAUUGGCUGACAAGAAAUAAUAAUAUUUUAAUGAGUAGAUCGCCCCCAAAUUUCCUGUUUUAAUUGUUCGAGCAGAGGAAGAACCAGAAGGUCGAGGCCAUCAUCGUCAUCAUCAGCCAAAGCUAGAAAAGAGUCAAAGACCCAAAGCCCCAGUCCCUUCUCGCCUUUGAAUCUCUCUCUCCAAAGCCUCCGUUCUCUCUCUAGGUUUCGGCCUUUCUUUGUCUCUCUAUUCAAAAUCCCUAAAUUUGUCAGAGGUCGGAGUGAGGUUGAUAAGCUAAUUUGUAGAUUUCAUGUUUGAGGUUGGAUUUGAUAUAUUGUCUUAGUAUUUGAUGCUGGAUGCAGUAUGCCGCUGAUAGUUGGGAGAAAUGCAAAGGUAUCAUGCUACCAGCUGCACUAGUGCAGUUAAUAACAGUGCAAUAGGGGGAGCCUCUGCUAGGGAUACUGCCCGGGCUGACUCAUCUUUGUUACCCCCUAACAUCGCAUUGAAUUCUAGACGACAAUCUCAGUUAGCACCCUACAAGUUAAAGUGUGACAAGGAACAUCUUAAUUCUAGACUUGGGCCCCCUGAUUUUCAUCCUCAGUCCCAAAAUUGUCCCGAAGAGACUCUCACUAGAGAAAAUGUGCAGCAGGGAUAUAAGGAGACUAUUGAUGGACUGGAGGAUUCCAAAGAGAUUUCAUUGACUCAGGUUCAGGCUUUUACAAAGCCAGUUGUUCUGAAAUGCAGAGAUGCAAUUAGAAAGUGUCUAAGGGCGAUCAAUGAUUCUCGUGCUCAAAAGCGGAAGGCUGGUCAGGUUUAUGGUGUCCCUCUUACUGGUCAACUGUUAAGUAAACCAGGGGUUUUCCCUGAACAAAGGCCAUGCAAUGAAGAUUUCAGAAAGAAAUGGAUUGAGGGCUUAUCACAGCAACACAAGCAAUUGCGUUCUUUGGCUGAUCAAGUUCCUCAAGAUUAUAGGAAGAAAACUGUAAUAGAAGUUCUUAUCAGGAAUAAUGUUCCAUUGCUGAGAGCAACUUGGUUUAUCAAAGUAACUUAUCUUAAUCAGGUUCGCCCUGGUUCUGCAAUAUCUUCUGGAGCACCUGACAAAACUCAAUUAUCUCGUACAGAACUCUGGACAAAAGAUGUUAUUGAUUACUUGCAGUACCUUUUGAAUGAAUUUUUUUCAAGAAAUAAUUCUCAUUCCACUCAACAUGGUAAAGAUAGAUUGCCACAAAUGCUUUAUACUGGGUCUUUGCAGCAUAGGAGUGAUUCCACAUCAGCAAUCCUUGAUGGUGAGGAGCCAUCCCUUCACUUUAAGUGGUGGUAUGUGGUGCGGCUCUUGCAGUGGCAUCAUGCAGAAGGACUGGUUCUGCCUUCUCUUAUCAUUGAUUGGGUUCUGAAUCAACUGCAGGAAAAGGGAUUGCUUGAGAUUCUGCAGUUGCUAUUGCCUAUCAUUUAUGGAGUUUUGGAAACCAUCACCCUAUGUCAGACAUAUGUACGCAAUCUUGUGGGUGUGGCUAUUCGCUUCAUCUGCGAGCCUUCUCCAGGUGGAUCUGAUCUGGUUGAUAAUUCCCGGAGAGCUUACACAAUAUCUGCUCUGAUUGAGAUGCUUCGCUAUUUGAUACAGGCUGUGCCAGAUACAUUUGUUGCUUUAGAUUGCUUUCCUUUACCAACUUGUGUAGUCUCACAUACAUUGAAUGAUGGUGGUUUUUUAUCAAAGUCAUCGGAUGAUGCAGGGAAAAUAAAAAAUAAUUCAGUGGAUGCUUAUGUUCUCAGAUGUAAAGGAUUUGAUUCUCACUACCAAUCCUUGUCAUUUGAUCAUGUUGUUUCCACCAUCCAGAAACGUGCUGAUAAUCUUGCUAAAGGUUCAAGUACUGGAUAUCCUAGCCAAAGUGUGGCAAAAGCUGUGCAGACCCUAGAUAAAGCUCUUUUGCAGGGAGAUCUAAUAGAGGCUUAUAAACAUAUCUUUGGUGAUCUUUUUGAUGGAGCAGUUGGCGAAGGUUGGGUUGCAGAAGUGAAUCCAUGCUUAAGAUCAUCACUGAAAUGGCUUAGAACUGUGAAUUUGUCAUUGAUUUGCUCAGUUUUUUUCCUUUGUGAGUGGGCAACUUGUGACUUCAGGGAUUUCCGGACUGCUCCACCCCGUGACUUGAAAUUCACUGGAAGGAAAGAUUUUUCUCAAAUAUAUCUUGCAAUUCAGCUUUUAAAGCUGAAGAUGAAAGAGUUGCAGCAUCCACGACACAAGAAUGGAAGGGCUUCUGGAGUUAACUGUACUGCAAAGAAUACCAGUCAGCAGAAUAACCAUUCCAGAAGGAAUUUGUUGGGAGAUAUAUAUGAAGCUAAAAGCAAUGGAAAAGGUGUGGAUGGAAGAAGUAAUAAUAUUUCAGAUAUAUUUGACAGCCCAGGACCUCUGCAUGAUAUUAUUGUGUGCUGGAUUGAUCAGCAUGAAGGGCAUAAAGGAGGUGGCAAGCGUCUUCAGCUUUUUGUAUUAGAACUCGUACGUUGUGGAAUCUUUUAUCCUCAGGCAUAUGUGAGGCAGCUGAUAAUUAGUGGAAUUAUUGAUGCUAAUGGACCUAUGGAUGACCUGGAAAGAAGGAAGAGACACCAUCAAAUCUUGAAGCAGCUCCCAAAGCAGUUUAUCUGUGAUGCUUUAGAAGAAGCAAGAAUUGCUGAGGGUGUAGAACUGCUUGAGGCUGUAAAUGUUUACUCAAAAGAACGUCGUCUUGUCCUUCAUGAGCUUCUUUUUGAUCAAUAUAAUAAUGCAAACAAUUCUCAUGUAUCAGCUAAGAAGCAAAAGUAUCAUAGGGAUGGUGCUUCCCAAGUUUCAGGUGAUCAAUGGAAAAGUGUUCAGUUUUCAAAGGCUUUCAGGAGAGAUGUGUACCUUGAGGAACUGAAGGCUUCCAUUUCAGUGUUGUUGCAAUUCCCUAGCUCAUCUUCUACAUCUGCAGAUAGUGGAGUGGAUGAGUCUCAAGGGAGUGUCAAAAGGCCUGUUGGGUCAACAUGCAACAAGAUGGAUUUGUUUGAAGGUACUCCUGGGUGUGAAGAUUGUAAAAGGGUAAAAAGACAGAAAUUAAGUGAGGAUAAGAGUUCAUUUCUUCAAGUACCUUCACCAAUUCCAUCAGAUGAUGAAGAUACUUGGUGGGUGAGGAAGGGGCUGAAAAACUUAGAGUCUUUCAAAGUUGAUCCUCCUCUUAAAUCAACGAAGCAAGUUUCUCGUGGUAGGCAAAAGACCGUGCGUAAAACUCAGAGUCUUGCUCAAUUAGCAUCUGCUAGAAUUGAGGGUAGCCUGGGAGCAUCUACAAGUCACGUAUGUGAUAACAAGAUAAGCUGCCUGCAUCAUAGAACUGAGGUGGAAACUCUAAAAUCAGUGGAUGGGAUUGGAACAACCCAUUUUGGAGAUAUUGUUUCAAUUGGAAAGGGCUUAAAGCAGCUUCGCUUUGUGGAGAAGAGGAUUGUUGCAGUUUGGUUGAUAUCUGCAGUUAGGCAGCUUGUUGAAGAGUCAGAAAAAUCUGUGGCGAAGGUUGGCCAGAAUGGCAGGCCAUUUGUUGCAUCUGAUGAGAAGAGUCCGUCAAGGUGGAAGCUUGGUGAGGAUGAGCUAUCAACUAUACUGUAUCUAAUGGAUGUUUCUUGUGAUUCAGCUUCAGCUGUCAAAUUUCUCAUAUGGUUGUUGCCAAAAGUGGUUAGUAAUCCCUCUCCUACCAUUCAUAGUGGGAGAAACGUUCUAAUGGUGCCCAGGAAUGUGGAAAAUUAUGCGUGUGAAGUGGGGGAGGCAUAUCUUUUAUCAUCUCUCAGAAGGUAUGAGAACAUACUUAUUGCUGCAGAUCUUGUGCCUGAAGCCUUGUCGGCUACAAUGCAUCGUGCUGUGGCAGUUAUGGCCACUAAUGGAAGAAUUACUGGCUCAGGAACCCUUGUUUUUGCUCGGUAUUUGUUGAAGAGGUAUGGCAAUAUUGCCAGUGUAAUUGACUGGGAGAAGAAUUUCAAGGGGAUUUGUGAUAAGAGACUUUUGUCUGAACUUGAAUCUGGAGGAACAGUCGAGGAAGAGUUUGGGUUUUCACUUGGAGUUCCAGCAGGGAUUGAAGACCCUGAUGAUUAUUACCGUCAAAAGAUAACUGGUGGACGGUUAUCUAGGGUGGGUUUAAACAUGAGAGAUAUGGUUCAGCAUCAUGUUGAUGAUGCCUUGCACUAUAUCUUAGGUAAAGAGAGAAAACUUUUUGCAGCCAAUGCACCAAAAAGUCCUGCCAUUGAAAAAGGGGAUGAUGGUUAUCAAGUAGCUCAACAAAUCAUAAUGGGACUAAUGGACUUUAUUAGGCAAACUGGUGGUGCUGCUCAAGAAGGGGACCCAGGUUUGGUGUCUUCUGCUGUUUCUGCCAUUGUUAGCAGUGUUGGACCAACCCUUGCAAAGAUACUUGAUUUUACUGGUGGCAGCAAUUAUUCAUGUUAUCAGCCACCUAUGAAUUCCUUGAAUUUUGCUAAGCGCAUAUUACGCAUUCAUUUAAUUUGUCUAUGCCUGCUAAAGGAAGCUCUUGGAGAGCGCCAAAGACGAGCAUUUGAGAUAGCUCUUGCAACAGAGGCUUCUUCUGCUUUAGCAGUAGCUUUUGCUCCUGUAAAGUCCUCUCGAGGUCAGUUUCAGUUGCCUCCUGAUGCUCCUGAGUCUAAUGCGAACAUAUCUGGUGACAAUUUGAACAGUUCUGCCAAAGCGACUCUUGGGAGAACAACCAAAAUGGCAGCGGCUAUUUCUGCUCUUGUCAUCAGGGCUAUUAUUCAUGGGGUUAUUAGCUUGGAGAGGAUGGUAACAGUCUUGAGAUUACAGGAAGGUUUGGAUGUUGUUCAGUUUGUAAGGAGCAUGAAAACCAGUUCUAAUGGUAAUGCCCGAUCUGUUGGGGCUUUUAAGGUGGACAACUCGGUUGAAAUUUAUGUGCACUGGUUUCGGCUGUUAGUUGUGAACUGCAGAACAGUUUGUGAUGGACUAGUUUUGGAACUCCUAGGUGAACAAUCUGUUGUAGCUCUUUCAAGGAUGCAGAGAUUGCUCCCAAUUAAUUUGGUCUUGCCACCAGCUUAUGCAAUAUUUGCCUUUGUUAUAUGGAAGCCAUUCAUUUUGAAUGGUAACAUUGCAAGUCGUGAAGAUAUCUUUCAAUUGUUUCAGUCUUUAACAAUGGCUAUUCGUGAUGCCAUAAAACAUAUACCUUUUCGAGAUGUUUGUAUGAGGGAUAGUCGUGGUUUUUAUGAUAUUGUAGCUGCGGAUACCACUGAUGCUGAGUUUGCAGCCUUGCUAGAGGUGAACUGUUUGGAUGUGCACUUGAAAUCCAUGGCCUUUGUCCCUCUUCGUGGAAGGCUCUUUCUAAAUGCUAUAAUUGAUUGUAAGAUGCCUUAUUCUGCUUUUAUACAGGAUGAUGGGAAUCGAGUUUCUGGACAUAGUGAGUCUAAAGCUCUGCGUGCAGAGAAUGAGUCAAAGCUUUUUGAUAAGCUUGUUCGUGCAUUGGAUGCUCUGCAACCAGCUAAAUUUCAUUGGCAGUGGGUUGAGUUAAGGCUUCUUUUAAAUGAACAAGCACUCAUUGAUAAGAUGGAGAACCAUGACAUGUCCUUGGUAGAUGCUAUUCGCUCUUCCUCACCCAGUUCUGAAAGAGCUUCUCCUUCAGAAAAUGAGAAAGUUUUCACUUAUAUCAUCCUCACCAGAUUGUUGGUGAGACCUGAUGCUGCUCCCCUUUUCUCAGAGGUGGUUCAUCUUUUUGGAAGGUCAUUAGAGGAUUCAAUGUUGAUGCAGGCUAAAUGGUUUCUAGGGGGUCCGGAUGUUCUUUUGGGACGGAAAACUCUUAGGCAACGGCUCAUUAUUAUCGCAGAAAAUAAGAGCCUUUCUACAAAGACCCAGUUUUGGAAGCCUUGGGGAUGGUCUUGUUCGGGUGUUUCUCCUGUGACAAACAGGGGAGAGAAGAAGUAUGAAGUCACCUCUCUUGAGGAAGGUGAAGUCAUUGAGGAUGGCAUGGAGUCAAAAAGGUAUGUGAAAGAUUCCACUCAAGUUGAUGUUGAAGGUUCCAAUAUCAGCCAGCAGCACGUAACCGAGAAGGCUUUCAUUGAAUUGAUUCUUCCUUGCAUAGACCAAAGUUCUUCUGACUCACGCAAUACCUUUGCAAGUGAUUUGAUAAAGCAGUUUAACACUAUUGAGCAACAAAUAAACUCAGUUACUCGUGGAACAAGCAAGCAGACUGGAGCAGCUUCUUCUGGAAUUGAAGGUUCUACUAAUAAAGGUAACAAUCGCAAAGGUAUAAGAGUUGGUAGUCAUGGAUUGGCUAGACAAACGACAGCUCCUGCGGAGUCUGCGCCUCCUUCCCCUGCAGCUUUGCGAGCUUCUAUGUCAUUGAGGUUGCAGUUUAUUGUGAGAUUGCUGCCAACCAUUUGUGCAGAUGGGGAACCAUCAGCACGAAACAUGAGGCACAUGCUUGCAUCUGUAAUUCUUCGAUUACUUGGAAGUAGGGUUGUGCAUGAGGAUGUGGACCUAUCUUUUAAUUUUGUGCAGUUGAAGAGGGACGAGGAGCUGGUGUCACCUAUUGCAUCUUCAGAUAUUUCGGGAGAUAGUCUUUUUGAUCAUUUAUUGUUCGUUCUACAUGGGUUGUUAAGCAGUUACAAGCCAAGUUGGCUAAAGUCAAAGACUACCAAGGAUUUUUCUGGAUUUGACCGUGACACAGUGGAGAGUUUGCAGAAUGAGUUAGACUCUAUGCAAUUGCCUGAGAUGAUUAGAUGGCGUAUCCAAUCUGCAAUGCCAAUAUUAUUUCCUUCUUUUCGCAAUUUGAUCUCCUCCCACCCACCUUCUGUCCCAAUUGCCACUCUUAGUUUGCUUCAAUCCAGCUUCUACGUGUCUGGAUCUUACACUGGAGCUUUGAAUGCAUCUCAGAGACUGGCUGCAUUGGCACGACCUGCAAAUAGUAUACCGGGAAAAUCCAAGCCAAUGCCGUCACAACAGGAAUAUGAUAUGGAAAUUGACCCAUGGACACUUUUGGAAGAUGGAGCAGGAUCAGGUCCAUCUUCAAGUAGCAUCACUGUCAUUGGCGGCAGUGACCAUUCUAAUCUUCGAGCCUCAAGUUGGCUUAAGGGGACUGUAAGAGUGAGACGGACGGACUUGACAUAUAUUGGUGCUGUGGAUGAUGACAGCUGAUUUUAGGCUUGACUCACAUUUUUGAAUUGGUCGAAGGUUAGCAAACCCGCCCACAACAGGUAAUUUAAUGCUGGCAUCAAGGUCACAUCUCUUGUCUGUGCAGCUGGUCCCAUGUUUAAUAGUAGAGGGGGAACUGUUGGGAGGGGAUUUUUUUCACAGUUGGGGGGGGGGGGGGAGUUGGGAAGGUGGGAUGGGCAUGCUGGAGUCCUUGUAGAAGAAUGUCAAGAUGUGUUCAUGUAUGCCAUCUGUUCAGCAUGCAGACCCUGUACAAGUACUGUGGUUUUAUGCCCGCCACCAUCUGGGCCGUAGACUCUCAGCCAUUAAGCUAUUUGGAACAGGUCAACUUGGACCCCCCCGAUUCCCUGCCUGUGGCCUAUUGCGGCAUUUACGGCAAAGCCCAACGGAUGGAAUCUAAGUACCAUCAUCUCUUGCUUCCCUAGCAAUCCAUUUCUGCAUAAAUUUAGAAAUGGACGGCCCAAAAAUAAAAUAUACUGACUAUUUGAAGAAAAACCCAUUGACUGAUAACUGACUUGUAUUAUGCCUCGCUCGUCUUUCUUUUAAAAAAGUUUUCUCCAUCCGCUACGACUCCCAUUACUUCAGCCUCAAGUUUUCUUUGAGCUUCCAAGUCGUGGUUUUAGUUGACUUGCUGGAACUAUCGACAAAAUGGAUCAAGCGAAGGGGGUUGAUGGCGCUGCUGGUGGUGGUGUUGAUGUGACUGAGAAGAAGACUUUGUCCCAAGGCAAAGCUGAUUGGUUGGAGAAGUGUUUGGAAGAAAACAAAGGAGACAACAUCAAAUGCAAGGAUAAGGUUGAAGCUUUCAGAUCAACUUCAUCAUCCUCAUCUCUUUCUUCCUCCCCUCAAAGAAAGUUGGAGAAGUGUUUGGAAGAAAACAAAGGAGACGACACCAAAUGCAAGGAUAAGGUUGAAGCUUUCAGAUCAUCUUCAUCAUCCUCAUCUCCUUCUUCUUCCCCUCCAAGAAAACCCUUGACGCCUUUAAAACUACGGAGUGGUUCGUUGACUGAUGUUUGAAUUGAUUAGUGGGUAUAUUCCCUUCUUUUCACCGGUGAUCAUAGUGAUGGUUUAUUGCCUUGUUGGAGUGCAAAAUUAGGAAAACUUUUAUUAUAUUGUUUCAAGGUUGUCAAAAUUGCAGUUGAAGCAAUUUGGGAAUCUGUAUCUUCAAGUGCAAUGGAGGAGGACUUUCUUUUUCUUUUUUCUUAUUAUUAGUAUUAUUUUUUUGUUUUCAUUUAUGAGGAAUAACGACUAUUAUUGUACGGAGAUUUAAUCACGAACAGAAACCCAAUAAAAAGUAAGGGUGCUAAAAACCUUGAGGUGUUAGAAGGGCAUGACUUG
This is a messenger RNA of Durio zibethinus, 8639 nucleotides long. The record is from RefSeq and is a predicted model, not a curated record. NCBI's taxonomy places the organism in Eukaryota, Viridiplantae, Streptophyta, Magnoliopsida, Malvales, Malvaceae.